AUGAGGGGGCAAAAUUUGGGUAUUACUGAUCAUACUUUAUGCACGAUUUUAAAUGCUUGUAGCAGCCUUGCAUUACUACUUCAAGGAAGGCAAGUGCACUCUAUAGUUAUUAAAAUGGGUUCGGAAAGGAAUGUGUUUGUGGCCAGUGCUUUGAUUGAUAUGUAUUCAAAAGGUGGCGAUAUUGACGAGGCUCAACGCGUGUUAGAUCAGACUUCUGAGAAGAAUAAUGUGUUGUGGACAUCCAUGAUCAUGGGUUAUGCUCAAUGUGGGAGAAGUUCAGAGGCUUUGGAACUUUUUGAUUGUCUACUGACCAAGCAAGAGUUAGUUCCUGAUCAUAUCUGCUUUACUGCUGUAUUAACAGCUUGUAAUCAUGCAGGAUUGCUUGACAAAGGGGUGGAAUACUUUAAAAAAAUGACAACAAAUUAUGGCUUGUCUCCUGAUAUUGAUCAAUACGCUUGCUUGAUUGAUCUCUAUGCUAGAAAAGGGAAUUUGAGUAAGGCAAGGGAUGUAAUGCAAAAAAUGCCCUAUGAUCCUAAUUAUGUAAUUUGGAGCUCUUUCUUGAGUUCUUGCAAGAUAUAUGGAAAUGUAAAACUUGGGAGGGAGGCUGCUGAUCAACUUAUCAAGAUGGAACCAAGUAAUGCAGCACCAUAUUUAACAUUAGCACAUGCCUAUGCAAGAAAGGGUUUAUGGAAUGAAGUAGCUGAAGUCAGAAGGCUUAUGCAACAAAGGACAAUGAGAAAACCUGCAGGAUGGAGUUGGGUGGAGGUAGAUAAGUUAUAGAUGAGGUUACUCCUCAACAAUCACAUGAAAACUACAUAGUUAGAAAACAAAAAAUUACACAGAAACCGUGGAAACUUCAUCCUAUGUACUGUAUUAAGUCUUAUAACCUAAACACAAUUUAAGGAUGUCAUAUGAACAUAAAUUAUGGUGGUAAUGGAGUGUUAUGGGAGAGGGAUGGAACUGGUGGAAUAUGAAUUAUGGUGGUAAUGCUCUCUCUUUUUUCACUUUGCGGCUAUACUGAGAGAAAAUAAGAAUAAAAUUGAAAAAUAAAGCAAAAUGAGUAAAUAAUGACUUGGUUUUUUGAACCGACUAAUGAAAUGAAACAAAAUUUCUUUUAAAAGAUAACUGACAUUUGAAAUGUGGGAGUAUAUUAUGGUUAGAAUAUCUCAAAUUGAAUCUGAUACUGAAUUUUGAGUUCCACCAGAUCCUGUUUCAAGCCCUAUGGAGGAGCAAG
Molecule: messenger RNA, 1234 nt
Organism: Vigna umbellata (rice bean)
Lineage: Eukaryota; Viridiplantae; Streptophyta; Magnoliopsida; Fabales; Fabaceae
Source: RefSeq, a predicted model, not a curated record